CUGUCAAUUUUGCAAGCCUGUUUGUUGUUUGUUUGUUUGUUUGUUUGUGUGGCGAAGCAAUAGUUCAGGCUGUCCGAUAAUCCACUCCACCGAUUGCUACUGGCAGGGAACGAAAGACAAAAGUCGUUGACGCGCGCACCGAUAGGAGUUGAUUGGCUUCAGCAGAAAUAUAAUUAAAUAUUGGUAACGGAAUCAAGCAGUGGAGCUCGCGGUGCUAGGUGUUCGGCUGACGGUAUGGGGCUGACUAACGCACUGCGGAGUGGGUGGUGUUCUUCGUGACUCAGACCCGAGCGCCCGACAUACCUACUCGGUGUCGGUCCCGAUUAGAUAAAUUCCAAAAGAGGAAGCAAUCACUUGAGCGCGAGAGAGGAAACAAAAUUCUCACAUCAGAAGAUAAUGAUUCAAAAAAUAGUACCUGAGCAAUUCAGAUUAUAUUAGCAUAGGCGACGAUAGCUAAUCUCAUUGCUGGUUGUUUUUCAAAGCAAGCUGCUGGAAAGAAAGAAAGCUUCAGAGAGAUAUUAUGAAAAAGGAUCCAAGUGCAACCAAGCAGCUGGAGGAGGCGUUCGUCUAUGGCCUGCAUGAGCAAUUAAGCAAUGCAAAUCCCGGCAAGAAUCUUAUCUACUCGCCACUGUCCAUUCAAGUGUGUGCGGCAAUGGUGCGUAUAGGUGCUGGGGAGGGCACGGCCACAGCCCGGGAAUUGGACGAGGGACUGCGGUUUAGCAACAGCAACGCGGACAAGAUAGCCGAUGGGUUCGAGGCUGUUCUCUCCGCCAUUCGUAAAUGCAAGGCCCUGAAGAUGGCCAACAGGUUGUUUAUCAUGAAGGGGUGCAAACCCAAUCAGAGGUUUGCCAGCAUUCUGGAGAAGAAGUUCCACUCCAAGCCGAUGGGCAUCGAUUUUGGGAGCAGCUCAGCUGCGGAGACCAUCAACAGUUGGGUGGAGAAGGAGACCGAAAAGCUCAUAAAGAACAUUGUCAGCCCAGGAGCCCUGAACGACAGCACUCGCCUGGUUCUUGUCAAUGCCAUCUACUUUAAGGGCGUGUGGUCCAUAAGGUUCGAUGAGGAGGACACACGCGAGGAGGACUUCUUUCCGGAGCAGGGCAAUCCGUUCAAGGUGUCUAUGAUGAAUGUUGUGCAUUCGUUUCAGUAUGCGGAACUGCCCCAACUGGGGGCCACAGCCCUUAAAAUGUUAUACACAGACUGCGAUCUAUCCAUGAUUGUCAUUUUGCCCAAUGAAAAUACGGGUCUGAAGAAUCUGGAGCAAAAGCUGCCGACCACCUCCUUAAGAGCUAUCACAUCCGACAUGUCCCUCACGAAAGUUGAUGUCAAAAUCCCAAAGUUUAGAGUCGAAUUCGAGCAGGAGUUGUCUUCAGCUUUUAAGAAGAUGGGCAUGAAACGUAUAUUCAGUGACGAGGCCGAGCUGGACCAGACGUUGGAGUCCCAAGAGGCCAUCAAGGUCUCCCAGUUAUUACACAAGGCCUUCAUAGAUGUCAACGAGGUGGGCACGGAGGCAGCCGCAGCAACGGCUGCUGUCAUGUCUAUGCGAAGCCUGCCCGCAACCCCAGUGGAUCGACCAAAGCUCUUCCACGCCAACAGACCCUUCUACUAUACGAUCUGUGAUCGCAAUCAGGGCAUCCUCUUUGUGGGACGCUUCACAGCUGGAGGGCUAACCUGAAGUAUUAUUCUUGUUCCAGCCAUAAUAUUUUCGAAACCGUGAAAACAAAAUCAUUGGGUUUUUUUCUCUUAUCAGCAUUCUAGGAAUGUUUAAGCGGAGCUCGCUG
Messenger RNA from Drosophila obscura, 1778 nucleotides. RefSeq names its product serpin B3. The transcript is spliced from 6 exons. The record is from RefSeq and is a predicted model, not a curated record. Bases 521 to 1672 code for a protein of 383 amino acids. Gene Ontology annotation, molecular function: serine-type endopeptidase inhibitor activity. Lineage: Eukaryota; Metazoa; Arthropoda; Insecta; Diptera; Drosophilidae.